CCUGCAUAACAACGUCCAGGUGAGGAACUUCAGACUAACAGCAGGUAAAAUCUGACAUAAGUGGGGGUGGGGGCUCUGGUUAAAGCCUCUCUGCCUGGAUUCAGUGUGAGCUGCCUGUGUGAGGCAACGACACAGAGACGACCUGACACUGUGACAGCACUAAAACGGCUGACUAGAACAGGUUGACGUUUUUAAAAGAAAGGCAUGAUGUCACAAGCCGUUGACAGAGACCAGGUGUUUGAAACCACCAGGGUCCGAACUUUGCUGAAGAAAGACUCCAGCUGGAUCCGCAGUCCAGACUGGACAGGAAAAAGCAGAGACAGUACGGAGAGUCCUGCGGAGGCCAAACCUACUGUAACCAGACAGAGCUCAUACGUCUCAUCCACAGCCCAGAAAUUUGAAUCACCAACUCUUCCACUGAGCCCUCCUUCCCAAAAGACCCAGUUCAAACCAUCUGAAGGUGUCUCAGGUUAUCAUGCAAAGACUGACGUUAUUCCAUCUCCAAAAGAUGCUCAGCCUGAGGCGUCAACAGUGGAGGCCGCAGACAAAACCAAGCCCUGUGUCCCCACCGAGGAACUACUUACAAACGGAAAUGCCAAAGUUUCUUUAAGAAAUGAAAAAUCAGAGGCAAUGUCUCUAGCUCAGCAAAAUGAUCAACCAAAGUCCAACUCAAUUAAGGAAAGAAUGGAAGAGUAUGUAGAAAAAGCCACUGAGGGGCUAAUAGAAGUCUCUGCAGGUGUUUGUGUAAAAGAUCUAGUGGUGGAAACAUCAGCUGAGGCAGGAACAGAGGAGAAUAAUGAUGCUUCUAAAGGCUCUGUUGUGCCCGUAGGGGAACAGAAACCUGAAAAAAGACAUUCAGCUGAAACCGAUCUAGCGAAUGUGACAAGCUUGCAAAACACAGUAGAGGAAUCAGCUAUGCAAACUGAAAAAGGGGCUUGUGCAAGAGAUGCUCCAAGAGAAGGUUCAGAAACUGUUGCUGUCAAAGCUUUAGAUGAUACAGUGGUGGAGUCAUUGCCUGAGACCAUUAAUGUGACUAACACAGCACCAGAAGACGAGGCUGUUCAGCAAAUCAGUGUAGAGCAGGUCCCUGAUUUAUUGGCAGAUACUGUGUCAAAAUCUCCUUCUCAAACUGCUGACCAAACUUCUGCACAGGGGAGUAGUAAGGAAUAUCCAACAGCAGCAGGAGAAGCUGCUAAAGAUGAAGUGAAAGUUGUGGUGGCAUCUGCAAAUGAGAUCACUACUGUGACGAGUCCAACCAGAGAAGAUGGUGUUCCUCAAACAGACUCAGAAGAACCCAUAUCUGAAUCUCCUAAAUCUACUGAAGAGGACUCUGCCCAGGGGAGUAGUGAGGGAUGUCCUACAGGGCAGCUUGAAGCAGAAUCAGCUGAAACUGAAACAGAGGUUGUAGCAGAGUCUUCAACAGACAUCCCUGUAGUGACUGAUGUUGGACAUGGAGAGGUGGCUUCUUGUCCAGACAGAGAGAAACCAACCUCUGACUUACAAGAAAAUUCUGCAUCAGAGUCUCCUACUCCAGCUGCUGCGGAGAGUAAUAUUGAACAAUGUUUUGUGGUUGCAGCUGAACCUGUUGAAGCUGUAGAUGAUGUUGGGGUGGAGUCUUCACCUGAGGUCCCUGCUGUGACUGAUGUUGCACUAGAUGGUGCAGUUCUCCAAGGUAAUGUAGAACCAGGCCCUGACUUAUCAGCGUCUUGUGUAUCGGCACCUCCUGCUCAAUUUGCUGAUGAAACUGUGACAGAAACAGUUGAGGCUGAAGCUGAGGUGGAGUUCUCUCCCGAGACACCUGUUGUGAAUAACACAACUCCAGAGAAAGAUGCAGGUCCUGUUUCAUUAGCAGAGGGUGAAUCCCAGUCAUCGGUCGAACCUUCUGCUGAAAGCAAUGGUGUGACAAAUCCUUCAGUAGUGGCUGUUGGAGAAGCUGAAGUAGUAUCUGAGGCUUUAGUAGAGUCACCUACUAAGGAGACAUCUUGUUUAGGUACAGACUCACAGGCGAAUACACAUUCUGCCAGUGAAAACUGUGAGAAAUGUUCUGAAACCACUGAAGCUGCUGUUGAAGUUGAGAUUAAAUCUGAAGCUCCCCAAUGCUGUGCGGAACCAGGCCCUGAAUCAUUAGCAGAGGUAUGUCAUUCAAGACAGGUUGCAGGAGAAAGUGCUGAAGUAGCCACUGCAGUUGCGGCUGUGGUGGAAUCCUCACCUGACAUGCCUGCUAUGACUGAUGUUGCACCAGAAGAUGUCAGUUCCCAGUGCAUAGUAGAACCAGAACCUGACUCAGCAGAACCUGUAUCUGAAUCCCAUACUGAAUCAUCUGCCCAAGACAGUAAUGAGGGAUGCCAAGCAUUACAUGAUGGAGCAGAUACAGCUGAGUCUGAAGUUACGAUUUCUGCUGUGACUGAUGUUGCACAGACACAGGAGGCCUUUUGUAAGACAGACAGUGUGAAAACAGCCCCCAACUUACAGCCAAACACAGAAGAAUCAGAAUCUCCCACUCAGCUUGCGUCUGUAGUUGAAGUUGUUGAGGCUCUAGCUGAGGCUCUGGUGCCAUCUCUACCUAUGACACCUGCUGAGGAUAAUACAGUGCCAGGAGAAGGAGGAGGUGUCCAAAACAGUGUGGAACCAGGUCCGGACUCACAACCAGAACCUGUCCAACCUGCUGCUGAGAUGAGCAAGGAAGACUGUCCUUCAGGAGAGGUUUCAUCAGAAUCUGUUGAAGCUGCAGCUAAGGGUGUGGUGGAGUCCUCUCUUCAGACAUCAGUGGUGAUUGAAGGAGCACAGCAGGAUGCCUCAGACAUACAAACUGAGGACGCUCUCGUACCUAAACUGUCAUCAGAUUCUGUGCAGAGCAAAUUAGCCGAAAGAGUCAUUGAACUGACAGAUGCAUUAGAUGAGGCACCCACAACUGAAGCCCAGUGUGUAAAAGAUUCAAAACAAUCCAGCAAAGGGGACUCAAAAGUGGAACAAGGGCCUAAUGACACCAAUAUCACUAAAAUGCUUGAAAAGCCUGAGGAGAAUCAAGGACCUGCAGAAACUCAGACCAGGGAUGAAGAAGUUUGUUCACUCUGUAGCCAAACAUUUGGAACUGUCAGAAUCAGAAUUUCUCAUCCCCCACUGAUUCUCCACCCUGACUGUUUUAAGUGCGGUGUGUGUGGAAAGGACAUUGGAGAUCUGCUGACUCCCAUGUACCUUCUUAAAGAAGUGAUCCACUGUGAAGCCUGCCAUGCAUAACCUCCUAAUUAUAUGGCUAUAAUGUGUGUUGUUACACAUCUUUUUUGGAUUGUUUUCUGUUAUUUACACUGUGAAACUUCCUACUGUUGCCUUACUUAUCAUAUGCUUUGCUUUUCUAAUCAAUUUCUCCUCAACUUUAUUUUUAGCGCAUGCAACAGUGAGUCAUGAUUACAAAUGUGUUAAAAUAAAAUCCCAAUUGAAUGCCAUGAAAUUAAAUGUUUUAUUCAGCCUUAAUUAAAUGGGCUCACACAACACAACCCAGCUCAUUAAAUAGCGGCGUUUACACAAUAAACAUGAGUCAUCCAGAAGCAAGUUACUAUUAGAAGAAUUAACAAGUCAGCAACACAAUGCAGCUUAUUUUUAGAAGUAACUGAAACACUUCCAGGAAAAUGGAUACAAAUCUUUGUUUUCCCUCCACACAGUGGUAUUUAAACAAAGCAAAAUGCAGCAUGAGUAAAUGCACAACAUACUAGAGUAACAUCAUUGUAAGUGACACAGUAAUUACUCCAAACUCUCGCAGAAAACUUUGGUACAUUCAGCUUCACUUCCUUUAGUUCACACAGUGUUGAUACACAAGAUGGUGAUAAUGAAGCAGCACCAUAAUCACAUUGAGAACCAAUAUAUGCAUCAGUAAACACUGAACAGAAUGCAUGCAGUUAUAAUUUGCAAGGCGUGCUGUCAUGGCUCUUAAUUAUUCAUGAAAUGUCAUACAUCGCAGUCUGAGAACAAAAUCAGCGCUGAAGAAGCUUCACAA
This is a messenger RNA of Sphaeramia orbicularis (orbiculate cardinalfish), 3991 nucleotides long. RefSeq names its product flocculation protein FLO11. The record is from RefSeq and is a predicted model, not a curated record. Lineage: Eukaryota; Metazoa; Chordata; Actinopteri; Kurtiformes; Apogonidae. The transcript is spliced from 10 exons. The coding region runs from base 205 to 3237 and encodes 1010 amino acids.